Messenger RNA from Alternaria incomplexa, 2916 nucleotides. RefSeq lists its product as uncharacterized. Gene Ontology annotation, cellular component: endosome; HOPS complex. The record is from RefSeq and is a predicted model, not a curated record. Lineage: Eukaryota; Fungi; Ascomycota; Dothideomycetes; Pleosporales; Pleosporaceae. Gene Ontology annotation, molecular function: protein-macromolecule adaptor activity. Gene Ontology annotation, biological process: organelle fusion; endosome organization; vesicle-mediated transport. The coding region runs from base 1 to 2916 and encodes 971 amino acids. The transcript is spliced from 4 exons.
AUGGCUUACGACACCUCGAGCGGUUAUGCGCCGCCCAGCACAAGCAACAUGCAGGAGGACGCCUCGGGCCCCAUGUUCAGCAUAGAGCGCGUGGCUUUACAAUUCACAGUAUCUUCCGACUUCGUAGCGGCUGCAGUAGCAAAUAAUGUCGUCGUCCUGGCUCUGUCCACCGGGCGCAUCUUACGCAUCGAUUUGGACAGUCCCGCAGAUAUAGACGAUAUCGACCUCCCGAAGAAGCCUUCAGAAGUGGGUGUCAUCAGACGCCUCUUUCUCGAUCCCUCCGCAUCCCACCUCAUCAUAACCACCACCCUCGCCGAAAACUACUACCUCCAUACACAAUCCCGGACACCGAAGGCGUUGUCACGGCUGAAGGGCGUUGUCAUAGAGAGUAUCUCGUGGAACCCCUCGCAACCCACUGCUUCGACGCGCGAGAUACUCGUGGGAGCGUCAGACGGCAACGUUUACGAGGUGUAUAUCGAGCCGUCAUCCGAGUUCUACAGGAGGGAGGAGAGGGUAACAUACUUGAAGAGCGUAUACCGGACGAACGAUGGCCCUAUUACUGGGCUGUGGACAGAUACGGUGCCCGGGAGAACGGAUCUGCGGCGCAUCAUCGUCGCGACACCUUCGACUUUCCUACAUUUCGCUGGCAAGGUCGGACGUCAGGGAUCAGAGGGAAGCGGAUCUAUAUUCUCGAAGCUGUUCGAGAGCGAAUCUGCGACCGUACAUGAGGUCUCCAAUGUCGCCCCCACGGCAGCCUCGCUGCUUGCUAUCUCCCCGGAGCACAACGACAGCCCAAGCCGCGAGGACUCCAACGCCGAGAGGAUCUUCGGCUGGCUUACAUCACAAGGCAUUUUGCAUGGGAAGCUGUAUCUAUCACAGGAUACUUCUGAGCUUGGCGGCAAAGUUCUUGGAGACUCAAAGAUGUUGCCUAGAUCACAGGUGCCGCCUUCACAAACCGCUAGCGGGCGCACACGACGGACACAAGAUCCUAUCAGUUCGAUGAUACUGAGCCAGUGGCAUAUUCUUCAGCUAGUCGAAGGCCGAGUCGUAGCUAUCAACCGCCUCGACGACACUGUUGCCCAUGACCAAGUUGUGCUGGAGCCCGGACAAAGUGCGCUUGGUCUGGUAGCGGACUGGAAGAGGAAUACUUACUGGCUCUUCACGAGCCAGGAGAUCUUCGAGAUCGUUGUCGAAGACGAGAGUCGCGAUGUUUGGAAGAUCAUGCUCCGAGCACAACAAUUCGAGGCUGCAUCGCAGUACGCCAAAACACCAGCGCAGAAGGAUGCAGUGGCAACGGCAUCUGGUGACUACCUUGUUGGCAAGAGCCAGUGGAUGGAGGCUGCGACUGUUUACGGACGAAGUACGAAGCCGUUUGAGCAAGUCGCGCUGACAUUCAUCGACAAUGGCGAGCAGGACGCGCUACGGAAGUACCUGGUGACGAAACUGUCCACAUUGAAGAAGUCAUCGAUAAUGCAACGGACUAUGGUCGCUACUUGGUUGAUUGAACUAUACAUGGCCAAGCUCAAUACUCUCGAUGACACCAUUACCACGAAAGCAGAACUCUCAGAGAGCAUGAACACCGCCGAGACUCAUGAUCAACUAUCAGUCAUCCGGAAAGAGUAUCAAGACUUUGUAACCAAGUACAAGGCUGAUCUUGACCGUAAGACUGUAUACGAGAUCAUCAGCAGUCACGGUCGAGAGGAAGAGCUGCUCUACUUUGCUACUGUGGUCAACGACUACAACUACGUACUCUCGUACUGGGUGCAGCGUGAGCGUUGGCAAGAAUCUCUGGACGUCCUCAAGAAGCAGACAGAUCCCGAGAUUUUCUACAAGUACAGCUCUGUGCUCAUGGCCCACGUACCAGUCGAGCUCGUCGAUGUGAUGAUGCGACACUCGAACUUCGACGCGCAGAAGCUCAUCCCAGCAUUCCUCAACUACAACAACCACACCAAGGCCACGCUGAACCAAAACCAAGCAGUCCGCUACCUUCUCUUCGAGAUCAACCAACACAACUCAACCGACGCCGCCAUUCACAACACCCUCAUCUCCAUCUACGCCUCCCACCCCACAACCGACGAAUCCGCCCUCCUCGCCUACCUCGAAGGCCAAUCCCUCGCCCACGAACAAAACUACGACGCCGACUUCGCUCUCCGCCUCUGCAUCCAACACAAGCGCGUCCAAUCCUGCGUACACAUCUACAGCUCUAUGCAACAGUACGCACAAGCCGUCGACCUUGCCCUAAAAUACGACUCCAUAGACCUCGCCUCUAGCGUCGCCGACCGCUCCAACACCUCCCCUGUUCUCCGCAAAAAACUCUGGCUCGCCAUCGCCAAAAAAGUCAUCUCGCAAUCCAGCGGCAUAAAAACCGCUAUCGAGUUCCUCCGCCGCGUCGACCUCCUCCGCAUCGAAGACCUCAUCCCCUUCUUCCCAGACUUCGUCGUCAUCGACGAUUUCAAAGAGGAAAUCUGCGCCGCCCUCGAAGACUACAGCCACAAGAUUGAUGGCUUGAAGCAGGAGAUGGAUGACAGUGAGGCGACGGCUACGCAUAUCAAGUCGGAUAUCAAAGCCCUCGAACAGCGUUAUGCGAUUGUGGAACCCGGGGAGAGGUGCUAUGUGUGUGGGUUGCCGUUGUUGGCGAGGCAGUUCUUUGUGUUUCCGUGCCAGCAUGCUUUUCAUAGUGAUUGUCUUGCGAAGAGGGUCGUUGAGCUUGCGGGCAUUGCGAGGGGAAAGAGGAUUGCGGAGUUACAGGCGGAGGUGCAGAGGGGGGUCAAGGUGGGGAAGGGGAGGGAGAGGGCGAUUAGGGAGUUGGAUGCGUUGGUUGGGAGUAGUUGUGUGUUAUGUGGUGAACUUGCCGUUAAGCUCGUCAACGAACCUUUCAUCACCGCAACGGACGACAAGGACGAAUGGGCUGUUUAG